GCUUCAUUUCACUUUUUCACGUUUUCCUUGAAUUACUCCCUGCCAUCUCUCUCCCUUGAAGAUGUGACGUUUUCCGCUGUCGCCGCCGCCGCGGCUCGCGUUGCACGAGCUCCCUCCGUCGCCCUCAUCACGUUUGCUCCCUUCAAUGCCAUCGUCGUACGAGCUCUCUCUGCCGUGCUCUUGUCUUAUGAGCUCCUUCCGCGCCACUCUCGUCGCCGGAGGUUUGUCAUCAUCUCUUCUCGUCGCCGUUAGUUCAGGGAAGAAGAAAGAGCGGAAAAGAAUGGGUGAGGAGAAUAAGGUAGUUGGAGAAGGUGAGAAGAAGAAAGAGGAAAGUGUUGGUGCCACUGCUAUUGUUGGUGAUGGAGAGGAAGAAAAGAAUAAGAAGAAGAAGAGUAAGAAGCAGGGGUUAAUUUCUCGAAUUUGGAACGGGAUAUUCAGAAGAUGUAGCGAUGAUUUCGAAAAGAAGCUGCAGUAUAUUUCCAAAGAGGAAGCUGCGGUUAUGGCCAGGGUCAAUGGGAGAAACUAGUCGUGGCGGAGAACUUCGCGCCAGAUCAUCAUAAUUUCUGUUAUAUUUGAGGUUUUGCAAUCAUGACAACUAGAUCAAUGGAUAUGAAUUGGAAGAUGAGAGCAAUCCGGGGGGUUUUUUUUUUGUAUACUAUAGUUCACUAAGUAUUGGUAUCAUCACCAUGGUGGGUGUCACGCAUCUCAUGAUA
Molecule: messenger RNA, 713 nt
Organism: Arachis ipaensis
Lineage: Eukaryota; Viridiplantae; Streptophyta; Magnoliopsida; Fabales; Fabaceae
Source: RefSeq, a predicted model, not a curated record